AUGCUGGUGGGCGACUCGGGGGUUGGCAAAACCUGCUUGCUGGUGCGGUUCAAAGAUGGCGCUUUCCUCGCCGGCAGCUUCAUCUCCACGGUUGGAAUCGACUUCAGGAAUAAGGUGCUGACGGUGGAUGGGGUGAAGGUGAAGCUGCAGAUCUGGGACACGGCCGGGCAGGAGCGCUUCCGCAGCGUCACCCACGCCUACUACCGGGAUGCCCACGCCCUGCUCCUGCUCUACGAUGUCACCAACAAAGCGUCCUUUGACAACAUCCAGGCUUGGCUGACAGAGAUCCACGAAUAUGCGCAGCAAGACGUGGUCCUCAUGUUACUGGGAAACAAGGUGGAUUCAGCCCAGGACAGAGUGGUGAAAAGGGAAGAUGGAGAAAAAUUAGCCAAGGAGUACGGCGUGCCCUUUAUGGAGACCAGCGCAAAAAGCGGCCUCAAUGUUGAAUUAGCGUUCACAGCCAUUGCAAAGGAACUGAAGCACAGGUCCAUGAAGCUGCCCAACGAGCCCAAAUUCAAGCUCCACGACUAUGUGAAGAAGGAAGUGAGAGGCUCGGGCUGCUGCAGGUCCUAAUGCGCCCGGUGCAUUUGUACAGAGACUCAUGCCAAGUGUUUGUGGCUGUGCUCUCUCCUCGUGGACAGUGUGUGCAUGUCUGUCUGUCGUGUCUGUAUCUGCCUAAAAGGUGAGUGGAGACAGGGGGAAUGGAAGCAGCAGCAGAAAAACCUCGCUCGGCUGGGACGGAUGCUGGCCACACUGCAGCCACAUGCCAGGCACCGCUCCCUGAGCCCCCGUCGCAUCCAUCCGCACCGCAAGCCCUCCAGCUUCCCUGGCCGGUCGCUCCCACCUGGAUCGCAGCCACUUGUCCCCAUGCAGGUGGGAGGUGGGCAUUCAGGAAGGGACUGGUGUGGGCUGGGGUCGCUCCUUCCAGGGCCGGAGCUGGUAGACCCGGCUGUCUCAACCAGUUCAGCAGCAGCCAGGAGCGUUACGAGGCUUCUGUAGUGUUAGUAGGGAUCACGGUGUGACUAAGGGGAACGAGCGCCUUCUCCGCACCAAACAUCCGGGUAGGAAAAAGUCCCGAAUUCCCUUUUCUUUCCCCGUGCAGCUGGAAUUCAGCUUUUCAGACCCCUGGCCUGGGGCACACAGGAAGGACUUGUUUUCGAGGCAACCAUUUUUGUUGUCGCUUACUUAUGUCCGUCCAUCUUCCGAGCGGUGUAACACACGUCCUCGAUGAAGGUUUCUCCUCCUCCCUGCAGAAGACAAGAGCUUAGCCGCCUGUUUGAGCGAGCUCCUGCUAACCUCCCUGGCACACAGCGAUUCCCUGGAUGUGCAUCUGUUCGGUAAAGGCUUCGGUUCUCUUACUACUGCUGUUCCUAGUACUUUAAUUGAGAAGAAAUCGCAGCUUAUUCUAAAUACCUUCAUGUAAGUGUGGUAGCGUUUUUAGACUGCAAGAAUGCUUUGAUAUCUUCAAAGCGUCUUGGGACAGCUCUUUCUGUUAACUGAAGCAAGCUGGGGGGAUGCUGUAGGCAUCGGUUCCGCAGGUUUCAGACUCUGCCAGCUC
Egretta garzetta (little egret) is the source of this 1558-nucleotide messenger RNA. RefSeq names its product RAB26, member RAS oncogene family (gene RAB26). The transcript has 8 exons. Gene Ontology annotation, molecular function: GTPase activity; GTP binding. Gene Ontology annotation, cellular component: Golgi apparatus; endosome. Lineage: Eukaryota; Metazoa; Chordata; Aves; Pelecaniformes; Ardeidae. Bases 1 to 573 code for a protein of 190 amino acids. The record is from RefSeq and is a predicted model, not a curated record.